Phycodurus eques (leafy seadragon) is the source of this 2361-nucleotide messenger RNA. Its product is annotated as tumor suppressor candidate 2-like. The transcript is spliced from 4 exons. The record is from RefSeq and is a predicted model, not a curated record. Bases 202 to 537 code for a protein of 111 amino acids. Lineage: Eukaryota; Metazoa; Chordata; Actinopteri; Syngnathiformes; Syngnathidae. Gene Ontology annotation, cellular component: mitochondrion. Gene Ontology annotation, biological process: regulation of mitochondrial membrane potential; inflammatory response.
AAUAGAGGAGUUGAGCCGUUGGGGGUGUGUAUCUGACUGAUCCUGUCACCCUCCGCAACCGCCCUACCAACGAACGCUUACAAUCAUGGAGAUUCAAAGGUGUAAAAGAAGAUCCUGCCGUCAUUAAGGAAUUGGCAAGAUGGCAGAGAACCAGAUUAGAGCUUCACUUGAAGACCUAACGAUGCCUUAUGUGUGAAGAGAAUGGGAGGAAGUGGAUCCAAAGCCAAAGGCGCCUGGCCUUUCUCGGGGAGUGGGGCAGGAGGUGACUCUGCCAGUAAUGGCAACGAGCAGUCGGUGGCCCGCCUCAAAUGUCCCAGGAACGCAACACCCUUUGUUUUUACCAGGAGGAGCUCGCUGUACUACGACGAGGACGGCGACCUUGCCCACGAAUUCUUCGAGGAGACAGUGGUGACAAAAAACGGGCGGAAAAAGUCCAAGUUGAAGAGGAUUCAAAAGAAUCUUAUUCCACAGGGGAUUGUGAAACUGCAGCAUCCCUGUAUUCACGUAGACUUCCCCAUCGUCCUCUGUGAGGUGUGAAGGGUUUUUAUUUUCCUAUGAAGAACUGACGCUAACUCCUCCUUUUGACCGAAAAGAGGUCAGACCCGACUGAGUGUGCUGGUCAAAACAUGAACUGUGGUCUGGAGAAAGAAAAAGGCCACUACAAAGAGACAUAUCAGUGUUUUGUCAUUCACAUACAGGUAAUACAGAUGUUCACUGCCUAGCCGAUAUGUAAACAGACUUUAAAGAGGACAUAUGGUAAAUUGACGUUUUAAUGGCUUGUUUACAAGUCUGAAGUACCUGCCCCCUAUGAAGUGUGAAAUUACACAACCAAGUCAAUGUAUUUGUGAGAUGCCUGUUUCUGUAAGUGUUCUGAAAUUUGGCAGAUUGUGAUGUCACAAGCUGGCAAAUUUACAUAAUACCACCCCCACGCUGAGUUUCUCUGCCCAUGACUAGGCAGUUCGAUUAUGUGAAGCUCUGCGAUUUCCAAGCAGUUCCGAUGGAAGCACUAUCAUGUCAAAGCCAAAAGCUAAGCAGAGCUGCCGCGUUACCAGCGUGUAAUUUGGCUUGUUGAUGGCGAAGUGCUACCCCCAAAAGUGAAAAUACAGAAUUUUUAUGAGUGCUCGAUUUGUUUUAUUUGCAACCCCCAAUCUCCUCACUCUUCUUCAUCAUGACGAAAGCCGUACUCUGCAUUCAGUAAAAGCACUUGCUCAUUUGCAUGGGACAGGACCGCCCUAUCAAAACAGGCUAAUUUCAGAGGAUCAAAAAGUGGCUGAAAGUUAUGCUGUAAUUUGUUGAUUCUUUGAGUAUUUUGACAAAAGCUUGUCACAAACAUCUUAAGACCACUGGGGAAAAAGGCAUAUCUUUCCUUUGAAAACAACACCUCAAACUAUGGCGUACUUCUCACAUGAGGUGUUAUUUAUGAAAAGAAAUACAAAGGAGUGUUCGGGCCACACUGAAAAUAGGAAAGAAAUAAGUCAAAUUACGAGAAAAAAGCAGUGAAGUAAAGGCUGGAAUGGAUUAAUUACAUUUCUAUUUAUAUCAAUGGGGAAAGAUAAACUGAGAUACGAGUGUUUUGAGUUACAGGCAAGGUCAUAGAACAAAUUAAACUCGUAUCUCAAGGCACCAUUGUAGUUUGACUUUAUUUCAUAAAAUGACAACUUUUAAAUAAAGUAAAAAUACCAUUUUAUUCUUGUAUUACAUCUUUCAUUUUGUAAUAUUGGAACUUAUUGUAAUUAGCAUACCAUGUUAUUUACAUUUCAUCUAGUUGUUUAUUAUAAUCAAAAUUAUUAAAAUGUUUUCCUUUUAAAUUUAAUUUUUAAAUGUUUUCUCAUGCCAAAAUUUGUGGUAAUAGUACAAAUUUAUUUUCACAAGAUUAUUUUUGUUUUAAAAACUGUUCUAUUAGGACUCCUCACAAAAGUUAUUUUUAUUACAUUUUUUUCUUGUCGUUUAUGAUGUAAUUCUCAAAAGAUUAUAAUAUUCCUUUCUCUGAAUAUUUUGACUUCUCAUAGUACAUCUUUCUGCUUGUAAUAUUCCGACUUUUUUUCUUCUUUUCAGUGUGGCUCCAUAGUCGCUUAUACAAAACAGCAGUGGAAGUUAGUGUCUGCCUUUAGUGAGACGUACAGAGGUAGCAAGUGUCUUGGUGUGCGUACGCGUGUGUGUGCACGCGCAGUUUAUCUUUGAAUGAAUGAAUGUGUAUGUUUAUCAGCAGGACAGCGAGCGAUGUUUUAUCGUAAUAAACGUUCCAUAUGUGAGCCUUUCUCAGUCACGUGAGCUCAGACCUGCACUAGUGAAUACGAUGCACUGUAAAUAAUUCCGAUGUAUUAGUUGGAAAUACUUGAAUAAAUAGUUUACUUAACUGAA